This is a messenger RNA of Didymodactylos carnosus, 865 nucleotides long. The record is from the annotation of a GenBank genome assembly. NCBI's taxonomy places the organism in Eukaryota, Metazoa, Rotifera, Eurotatoria, Philodinida, Philodinidae.
GUUUCAUCGUUCUAAUAUAGCUUCUAUUCUAUUCGAAAUUGACAUUGAUAUUGAAAAAUGCACAAAACCGUUUGUCAAUAUUAAAGAUUUAAGUUACGUUCAUGAUGAAGAUGAAGUUUUUUUUCGACAGGUAUAAUUUUCCGAAUUCUUUCUAUGCGAACAUUGGAUGGCAUUUGGUAUGUCAAAUUAAUGAUAAAUGGCGAAGAAGAUCAACAGUUAAGCAUACUGGCCGACUAUAUGAGAACAAAAAACUAGUGUUCUCAUCUGGGAGUUCUUAUGAUACUCAUGGGAGAAUAUGAUAAAGCAGAUCAAUAUCUGCAUCUUCAUAACACGCUCUCUGAUGAUUGUGAUAUAGGAGCGCGAUGUUAUAAUAUGGGCUCACUUUAUUCACGUCAAGGUUUAUAUGAAGAAUUGGAAAGAAGCACUUGUUCAUUUUGAAAAAACACAUGAAAUUAGUUUGAGGACGCUUCCAGCAAAUCAGCCAGCGUUAAGCUCAUUGUAUAAUAACAUCGGACUGGUGUAUAAUGAACAAGACUUAUAUACAAAGGCAUUAAAUUACUAUCAAAAAUCUCUCACAAUUGCUCUAGCAUCUCUUCCUGAAAAUCACCCUAGUAUCGCCACAACGUACAAUAAUAUCGAUUUAAUAUAUUGUAAUCUAGGUUCUUAUGUUGAAGCAAUGGAUUAUUUGCAAAAAACGCUUAAAAUUCAAUUAGUAAAUCUUCCACAUACUCAUCCGGAUAUCGCAAGAACAUAUCGCAAUAUCAGACAUCUUUAUGUUUAUCAACAAAAUGCUUCAGAAACAUUAAAACAGUACUUGAAAGCGUUGAAAAUCUAUUCGCAAUCCCUGCCAUCUAAUCAUCCUUAA